Hibiscus syriacus is the source of this 3461-nucleotide messenger RNA. Its product is annotated as autophagy-related protein 18h-like. The coding region runs from base 199 to 3123 and encodes 974 amino acids. Gene Ontology annotation, molecular function: protein binding. Gene Ontology annotation, biological process: autophagy; response to starvation. The transcript is spliced from 9 exons. Gene Ontology annotation, cellular component: cytoplasm. Lineage: Eukaryota; Viridiplantae; Streptophyta; Magnoliopsida; Malvales; Malvaceae. The record is from RefSeq and is a predicted model, not a curated record.
UUCCUUCCUAAUCCCUUCCUCCCUGUUAAAAGGGUCAAACCCAACUAUCGCCCAAAAAGAGUUUCCAUUAACGGUGAUCCUCUAACAUUGAAGCGCUGCCGUUUUGUUAUUUUUACCUCUUAUGCUAUUGGCGAUCGAUUCUUUCUAUCCCGGUAACGUCCCGGUGGCCGGAAAAGGAAAUUGAAUUGUUUCUGUAUUAUGAAGAGAAACGGAAACAUCGGGAACAAUAAAGGCUCGAAUAUUGGUAAUAAUAAUCGCUUUUUGCCGAAUUCUUUGAAAUUCAUUUCUUCCUGCUUGAAAACAGCCUCUUCCGGUGUCCGGUCAGCUAGUGCCUCCGUCGCCGCUUCUGUUACCGGAGGUUCUCAGGAGCAUCCAAGAGAUCAGUUGCAAUGGGCUUCCUUUGACAGACUAGAGCUUGCCCCCUUAUCUUUUAAAAGGGUUCUCUUACUUGGAUACUUCAAUGGCUUUCAAGUUCUUGAUGUCGAAGAUGCCUCUAAUGUCAGUGAACUUGUUUCAAGGCGUGAUGAUCCAGCUACAUUUUUACAAAUGCAACCACUCCCUGAAAUGUCUGAGGGUCAUGAAGGAUUUAGAGCAUCACAUCCUUUACUUCUGGUUGUUGCUGAUGAGUCAAAGGUCUCGGGUUUGAUGCUUACCAGAAGAGAUGGUUUUGAGGAGCCUAAAAAUGGAAAUACUCUUCUCUCUCCUACUGUUGUUCGAUUCUAUUCCCUAAGGUCUCAUAAUUAUGUUCACGUAUUGAGAUUCCGGUCAACUGUAUAUAUGGUUCGGUGCAGUCCUCGAAUAGUUGCUGUGGGGCUUGCAACACAAAUAUACUGCUUCGAUGCUCUCACUCUAGAAAAUAAAUUUAGUGUCCUCACCUAUCCUAUCCCUCAAGCAGGAGGCCAAGGAAUGUUUGGGAUUAGUAUAGGAUAUGGUCCCAUGGCAGUGGGUCCCAGGUGGUUAGCUUAUGCUUCAAACAAUCCAUUGCAGUCAAAUACAUGUCGCCUGAGUCCACACAACCUGACUCCUUCUGGUGUUAGUCCAUCAACUUCUCCCACUAGUGGGAGUCUUGUGGCUCGAUAUGCCAUGGAAUAUAGUAAGCAAUUAGCUGCUGGGUUAGUCAAUCUGGGUGACAUGGGCUACAAAACUUUGUCAAAAUACUAUCAAGAUUUUGUUCCUGACAGUUCUGGUUCUCCUAUGUAUUCAAAUUCAGGCUGGAAAGUUGGUCGGGGUGCAUUACAUUCUGCAGACACUGAUAUUGCCGGGAUGGUGGUUGUCAAAGAUUUUGUUUCCAGAGCAGUAGUAUCACAGUUCAGGGCCCAUAGUAGUCCAAUUUCUGCUCUAUGCUUUGAUCCAAGUGGGACUCUUCUAGUUACAGCCUCAAUACAUGGGAACAAUAUAAAUAUUUUUCGGAUCAUGCCAUCCUCAACAAAAAUUGGAUCUGGCACUCAAAGCAAUGAUUGGAGUUCUUCACAUGUGCACCUUUAUAAGCUCCAUCGUGGGAUGACAUCAGCUGUGAUCCAAGAUAUUUGCUUUAGUGCUUUCAGUCAGUGGAUUGCCAUUGUUUCAUCUAGGGGCACUGGCCAUAUUUUUGUUCUUUCACCGUUUGGUGCUGAGAAUGUACUCCAAAUCCGGAAUUCUCUCGUUGAUGGGCCUAUCUUAUCACCGGUUGUGUCUUUCCCUUGGUGGUCCACUCCAUCUUUCUUGAGAAACUAUCAAACAUUUUCUUUGCCAGCACCACCAACUAUUACCCUCUCUGUUGUUAGCAGAAUUAAAAGUGUUAACUCUGGAUGGCUUAAUACAGUUACCAAUGCUGCAUCCUCUACUGCUGGAAGAACCUCCUUCCCUUCUGGUGCUUUCUCUGCCAUUUUUCAUAACUCUUUACCUAAUGAUACACAACGAACUCAGGUAGAUGCGAAUGUUUUGGAGCACCUACUAGUUUACACUCCUUCUGGGCAUGUUGUUCAACAUAAGCUACUGCCUUCAUUUGGAGGAGAGGCAAGUGAAAGUGCUUCGAGAAUUGGACCAGAUUCUGCUCUCCAGGUGCCAGAAGAGGGGUUGCGGGUGAAAGUUGAACCUAUGCAAGCAUGGGAUGUAUGCAGAAGAACAGAUUGGCCAGAAAGAGAGGAAUGCGUUUCUGGAAUGACUUAUGGGAGAAAAGAACCGUUAGAGGUGGCUAUGGAUGGUUCUGACUCUGAAGAAAAUAAUGCUGGGCAAAAGGACUUGUCAAAACCCCAAGACCUAGCACACUUGUAUCUUUCCAAUGCAGAAGUGCAAAUAAGCUCUGGAAGGGUACCAAUCUGGCAGAAUUCUAAGGUAUCAUUCUAUGCAAUGAGUCCUGUGCGAUUCAAUGAGCAUAAGUUCACUGCUGAUCAGUCUGGUGGAGAAAUUGAAAUAGAACGGAUGCCUGCUCAUGAGGUUGAAAUUCGACAGAGGGAUUUAUUACCUAUCUUUGAGCAUUUUCACAGGAUUCAACCUGAUUGGAAUGACAGGGGCUUAGCUGCAGAAAGUUAUCCAAUGUCAUCUUCUCAUGAUGCCAAAGCAAGAUUCUCUGAAGUCACUGUUAUUUCUCACUCUAAGUUAGUGUCACCUGGCUCGACUGAAAAUUCAGAUAAUGGGUCAUCAAGAAAUUCUUACCCGCCGAGCAUUCAGUAUGGGAAGGAUAGUAGUGGGAUAGAAGGACAGAGUUCUAUUUUGACAUCAGAUAUGCUUAACCAGAGCAGUCUUAGCAAAGAUGCUGGUUUAGCUCCUUUUGGUCAAUCUAAAAUGGGUGUCUGUCACAUUGAGGAUAAUAAAUCUAGUAAUAGUCCAUCAUCAUUAACAAGUGACUCUCUAUCUGGUGGAAGAAACAGUGGUGGAAGCAGUGAUGUUUCGAACACAAGUUCUAACCGGUCAGAUUUGAGCUUGAACAUGUUAGACGAGGGGCCUGUAAAUGAAUCACCAGAUUUUGAGCACUUUUUUCGAGAAGAGUACUGUAAAGUGUUGCCCUCAAGUGCGUGUGUCGAGCCAAGUGAGCUCCCUACUGAUGUUGACAGCAACAGUAGUCCUUGUGAGAGAGAAAAAUCAGAGGAAGGAGACAAUGAUGAUAUGUUCGGGGGAAUUUUUUCUUUCUCUGAGGAUGGUUGAGUUCUAUCUUGUGUUCCUUUCCUGAUGCGAACGCCAUGUUUAUUUUUGUCGAUGUCAGGUUCAACCGCAGGCUUAUAGGGAAUAGGCCGGCAAACUAAUUGGAAGGGUGGUUUGGUGAUUUAAGAAGCUACUGACUGAUUGAUUCAAUUAAUAUAAAGACUGGCUCAUUGUGCCACUAGGGCAACUCUCUGGAUUCUACCCACUUAGUGUACAUGUUGUAAAUUGAUAUUCUCCUAAAUGCAAAUUUGCAAGGCAUGCUAUUUCUGUGUUGUGUAACAUUAUUCAUUCUUCAAAUAAAAAGAAAAAGUAAUAAAAAAAAGAAAAUGAAUUUCUGUACA